Molecule: messenger RNA, 3884 nt
Organism: Megalobrama amblycephala (Wuchang bream)
Lineage: Eukaryota; Metazoa; Chordata; Actinopteri; Cypriniformes; Xenocyprididae
Product: coagulation factor V-like
Exons: 5
Coding region: 683-1504 (273 amino acids)
Source: RefSeq, a predicted model, not a curated record
AAUCGAUGUAUUACUUAUGUCUCUAUGACAAAAAAUGACAGAGUAUUUUAAGUCUGUUUUGCUGCAAUGUGAAAAAAAACCUGCAAAACGCGCCGGCGCGUUUUUAGACCUCAGAGUGUUAAAGCUAUGGUCUACGAUUUCAAAGAUUGUUCAUUAUUAAUAACCUCGUUUAGAUGCUGGUUAUGGUUCUACAGUACAAUCCUAACAAUAUGAAGAGAAAAAAGAAUGAAAAAAAUCCAUUCACUCUAUUGGGUGUACACCCGCAGAGAAAUUGACCAAUGUAAGCUGUCCGGCCGGACAGCUUACAUUGGUCAACUGCUCUCAUCCAAUCCCCCGCUCCGCUUGAAACUCCACGUGGCGCUCGCGUCUCCACCCCACCGCACCCCACCCCACCCCGCCCCCUCCUGCGACAUGAAAUUUCGCAGGCAAGCAGCUGACAGUCUAUGGUAGCUAGCAAAGUAGCAUCAGCUCAACAACGGAGAAAAAACAAACCAAAAGCAGCAAGCGGCCCCUGCUUGCCCUUACAGUCACGGCUGACUUUUUGUUGAGCAGAAGGUGGCGGCAACCAGUCGACGCUGUGUGCCAACUGCCAUAAAGAAGAAGAAGAAGGUUCAAAUAAAUAUUAGCUUGGGUGAUUUCAGAGUCAAUUAUGGAAGACGGCAUUUUGAUUUUAAGUUCAUAAAUGGAGUAUCGAAAAUAUCUUACCACGGGUGCAGCAGUUCCUGCGCGAACAGCACGUCGAUGGAAAAGGUCAGCGGCAUGUUCAGGCUCCCCAAGGAGAAAAAAAGUAUGUGUUUCUGCUGUUACCCUAAGUGAUCCUGCACGCAUCUCCUGUGGUCCUGCACUCGACUCACUUAAUCCUGAUCCUGCACUCGUCUCCUGUGGUCCUGCACUGAUUUCACAUGGUCCUGAUCCUGAUCCUGCACUCGUCUCCUGUGGUCCUGAUCCUGAUCCUGCACUUGUCUCCUGUGGUCCUGCACUGAACUCACAUGGUCCUGAUCCUGAUCCUGCACUCGUCUCCUGUGGUCCUGCACUGAACUCACAUGGUCCUGAUCCUGAUCCUGCACUCGUCUCCUGUGGUCCUGCACUGAACACACAUGGUCCUGAUCCUGAUCCUGCACUCGACCGACAUGAUCCUGCACUCGUCUCCUGUGAUCCUGCACUGAACUCACAUGGUUCUGAUCCCACACGCGUCCCCUGUGAUCCUGCACUUGUGUCGCCUGAUACUGAUUCUGCACUCAUUAGUACUAUAUCGGUCUGUGAAGAACCUCCACUCUCAUUCAUACCACCAGUCCACCAAACCUCUACAAACACUUCCUGUGCAUAUGGGCAGGUACGGCAAACUGCUACUGUCGAGGAUACAAGAAAACAGCAUGAGUUGCUUCUUCUUGCUUUAAAACUCAAGCAUGGACUGACUGAUGAAGCUUUAGAAGACACACUUAAAGUUGUUAAUGUUAUAAGUCAGAGGCAUGCUGUGUCAUUUGCAUCACUUUUGAUGACUUGAAAAGAAAUAUUCAGUUUCACUACAUAUGUGAGGGAUGCACAAUUUCUGUAAACAUUGAGGGAGAAAAAGUGGUUUGUCCUAACUGUCAAUAUUCUUGUAGUGUAGCCGAUCACAUGAAACAGGGGCACUUCUUUAUUGUUUUUCCACUAGAAUCACAAUUAAGGAAUAUGAUGGAACAAGAGGAACUCUUCAGCCAGUUGACUAGGCCUAACAGUGCUGCUCACUCUAGUCCACUGACAGAUAUCACUGAUGGUGAGCUUUACAAGAGGGUUAACAGAAAUAUUGAAGGCCAAUCUGAGCAUCACGUCAAUCUCACACUAACCUUUAGCUGUGACGGGGUACCUGUGUUUAAGAAAUCUUCUUACAGUAUUUGGCCACUUCUCUAUACAGUCAAUGAAUUACCACCUGAUUUGAGAGCAAAACAAGUGAUGUUGGCAGCCUUAUGGUUUGGUCCAUCAAAGCCAAACUGUAACACAUACUUAUCACCAUUUGUGAAAGAAUGCAAUCAAUUGCUUACUCAUGGGUUUGAGUGGAUCAGUGUAAAUGGUAUUCAUGGCCGGUCCAAAGUAUUUCCCUUGGUUGCAGUAUGUGAUUCUGUUGCGAGACCGAUGAUUCAAAAUUUUAAGCAAUUCAAUGGAGAAUUUGGAUGUUCCUACUGUUUACAAAAAGGUACAGUCGUUGAGAAGGGUCAAGGUCAUGUACGGGUCUAUCCUUUUGAGUCUGAUACUAAAAGCAGAAAUCAUGGUAGCAGCCUAGAUUUUGCUCGAAAGGCUAUAGAAAAAUCGCACUACUGUGAAAGGAGUGAAAGGACCGUCUAUUUUGUCCUUGAUCCCAUCAGCUGACCUGAUACAAGGUUGCGUACCUGACUACAUGCACGCCUGUCUUCUUGGUGUUGCAAGAUCUAUGACUUAUAUGUGGGUUGGAAGUGACAAUCAUGAAAAUCCAUGGUAUGUAGGAAGAUGUAUCCAAGUGAUUGAUCAAAAACUUCACCUUAUUCAACCACCCUCCUGUGUCUCCAGAGUGCCUAGAUCACUGCGAGAGAGAAACUAUUGGAAGGCGCAUGAGUGGUACAUGUGGCUUUUCUACUAUAGCAUCCCAGUGCUUAAAGGGAUCUUACCAGAGUGCUAUCUAAUCCACUGGACACGGUUUGUGAAGGCUUUGGCAUUGCUCUUAACUGAAAGUGUCACCUUGCAACAAAUUCAGGAAGCAGAUAUCAUGCUUAGGAGAUUUGUGAUGGAAAUGGGGGAUCUCUAUGGUAUACAAAACAUGUCCUAUAAUGUCCAUCUCUCUCUUCACCUUGCACAAAGUGUGCGAAACUGGGGUCCUUUAUGGGCUCAUUCAGCUUUCACAUUUGAGUCAUAUAAUCACAGCCUGCUCAAAAUGAUCAAGAGCACACAAGGGGUCCCUUUGCAGAUUGCCAAAACAUUUCAGUUACAAAAGGGUCUGCCCAUAUAUGCCAAGAAAACACUGUCAAAUGCAUCCUCUGAAUGCAUUUCGGCCUUUGAAGACUUAGUCCUACACACACCCAGAGUGCAAUAAGGUGUAAAGAGGUCAUUGCACUUGGAGGCAGACAUGAGAAAGUAAGACUUGAGCAAGAUGACUACCUUGCCCUUCACAAUGUAGCUAAUCACAUAGAGAGAGAACUUCUUGUCAGUUACCGUGACAGGGCAGUAAUUAAUGGUGAAGUUACGCACUCUAAAAGACAUUCGAGAGAGAGAAAGAGAAACUCGCAUGUUGUAGUCCUCACAGAUAACAGUAUUUUCAGUGUUGAUAAGUUUGUUGUUGCAGACUUAGUAAGUGGGGAACACUGCUAUGCCAUAGGACAUUAUUUUGAAACAAAGCGACACAGUUUUUUUGCUUCAUUGUCGAACCCACACCACUUUGUUGCUGUUGGCAAAAAGUUGGGGCAUCUGACAGCUGUUCCAGCUGCAGUUAUUCAGAGAAAGUGUCUCUUUAUGAAUCUUCCAAACCUGAAGGUUAAUUAUGUUUUUAUGUUUUUGAAUCGUAAUGAGUUGACGAAUUGAUUAAAAAAACGAAAGGGGUCAUAGAAUGCAAAACAUUUUUUACCCAUGCAGACCAAAUGGUGAAAACACAUUAUUCUUUAUAGAGUUUUCGCUUGUCAAUGAAAUGCUAAAUGAUAGUUAAAAAGAAUAUUGUCUAACUCUGAAUACCUUGACAUGAAUUGUUUGUACUUGUCAAAAUGUCAUGUAAUGAAAUGCCAGUUAAUAAUAGAAAUGUUGUAUUUACUUGUCUGAAUAGUUUGAAAAGAUGAUACUUAAUGUCUGAAUACCUCAAACACCAAUAUUUAAAAUAAUCAAAAUGUACUGUUUUAUAUAUUAUAUCUGAAUGUCUAUAGUUGGAGAUAUUGUGUCUGUAUUGU